AUUUGACCUGGGAAUGUUGCAGGGGGAUUGCAGUGAGGAGGGGGGACUUCCCUUGAAGGAAGCUACCUGAGCUGUAACCUGAGCCAGGAACGGGGGUGGGGAGAAUUAACACCUUCUGCCCGGGAGACUGAACAAAGGAGAGGAGGAGCUGGGGGCAGGGAGAAGAGAGGAGCUGCAGGAGGAGUUUUGGUUUGGUUUCAGUUUGGGCUGGGUGGUGCAACGCAGGGAACCCCAAGCUGGGGUCUAAGCUCCCUGAACCUCCCAGAGGGACCUAAUUGAGGGGGUCUGGUCGGACCUACACGCUCUGCUUGAGACUGUGUUCCUGUCCUUAAAUAAACCUUCUGCUUUACUGGCUGGCUGAGAGUCACAGUGAAUCUCAGGAAGAGGGGUGCAAGGCCCUGACUCCCCCACACUCCGCGACAACUGGGCCUGGAGCUGGUUCCCAAGAACUUCCCUUUGGACUCCAGUUUAUAUAGUGACACUUGAGUCCUGCUUAGCUGCACCUUAACCAAUCAUUUUACUAAAUGAUUACUAACCAAUUCUCUAACCAAUCCUAACAUAUUGUCAAACAAUCCUUUACCCAAUCCUACCCCACCACCUUCAUUGAUUUACACCUAGCAAAAUCAGUUAUGUAACCGAAACAAUCAAAACCAGACAGAUAAACCGUAGAGCAGUGGGGACCAUAAAGUCACAGCAAUACAAGUCAAGAUUUCACGCCCACAACUGCUGCUAAGUGAUUUCUUGCCAGACAGAUUCAAUCGAACAAGGUUUUCUUUAGCCACUGAAGCGGUUUCUCUCUCUGGUGGUGGUGGGUGCUGUUAGGACGGGAUCGCUUUCCACAGCCCGAUGUGACAUUGGUUUAAUGCACGUUAGAUGGGAUGUGAAUGAUUCUUAGCUCAUGGUGCUGCUGUCCUAAUGUGGCUGCAGAAAAAGGCCUCAGACCUCACAGCUCUGGCUGUCCGUCCAUCUGCUCUUUUGUCAGACUCCCAGAUGAGCCCAGCUGUGGCAGUGGGCAGCCCUGCCCCCCUUGGAGCACCUGCGUGUCCUGGGCUGGGCACUUCUCCUGCCGCUGCGCCCUGGGCUUCCAUUUCAACCAGACCAUGGGCUGUGUGCCAGGAUGUUCCCAGGACGCCUCUCCCUGCGGGCCCCCGCCCCGGCACCACCGAGCCCUCUGCCACCUGCCGACCUGCGCAGGAUCAUUGCCCAGCUGGAGAGCCUGCUGGCGAGCCAGGGCUGGGGGGGCCCUCACACCAGCCCCUCACCCAGCGCUUUGUCUGCCCCCAGUUCCAGCCUGUCCUGGGGCAACUGGAUGCCUAUCUGUCCUCGUCGGUCCUGGACCUGCAGCCGCACAGCCAGGCAGUGACCAUCCUGCACAGCUUCUCGGCGCUCUCGUCCGUCACGGCCCAGCAGGUGGACGAGGCCAUCGUGGGGUUCUGGGUGCAGUGCCAGGCCAGCGACCCGGCCUGCAGCUUCCUGCGGGACACCGUCUCCUACCAGAGCCUGAGUCUCUGUGAGCUGCAGCCCUGCGACCCCGUCUCGACAUCCUGCGUGUUCCAGGACGGGCUGGCCCAGUGCCCCUGCCGGCCGGGAUACCGCCCCGCCCUCGCCAUGGGCCGUGCCUGUGCAGCCUGUGGCAGCGGGUUCUGGCUGCGGGAUGGCGUCUGCGCCAGGUGCCCGUUUGGCUUUGGUGGAUUCCAGUGUGAGGAGCCCUUCCUGCUGGCGCUGGUCGGGGUGUCCUGCGCUGGGGGGGUCCUGCUGCUGCUGCUGCUCGCGGCGCUGCUGCUCCUGGGGCGAGCCAAGGCCCUGGCGCAGCGCCCCAGCCUGGCAGAGCCGGUCGUGCCGCCCUUCCAGCCCCAGCAGCUGAGCCUGCCCCGCGUGCGCCCCCCACGGCCCCUGGAGGAGGUGGAGAUCCGGGAGCUCGGCCAUGGGGACAGGCUGGGACCUGGGCGGGUGCUGGCCGCCGGGCCCCGCAUGAAGACAUUCCAGGGCUCCCAGAGCUCGCCCGGCUUGGCCCCCCGGCCAGGGGGUGGCCAGAGCAACCUGGUGUUUGUCAGCGACGAGGAGUGGGGCCGGCGGAAGUGCUGAGGGGCGGGUGGGGGCACUGCCCCGUGCCCAGCCCCGUGUCCAGCCCGGGAGGAGACCGCGCCAUUCGAUCACAGACCCUCAGCACCACCCUGAGCUGGGAGGGGCUGCCACACGGGUGUGCUGAUUGGCUGGCACGGUGUGAUGUAAUGGGGGGGUGUCCCAGCCUGUGGUGGGGGUAGGCCCCACAAAGUGUCCCAGCCCCUUGGCUGCCAUGGCCGGAGCUUGGGGGGAUGGGGCUGUGGGCUGGGCCCCCCGCCCCAGCGUGGGGCACCCUGCGGGGGACUGGUGGGGAUGGGGCUGUGGGCUGGGCCCCUCCACUCUGCUGGGGCAUGCAGGGGGUUCUGAAUUUUUUUUUUUUUAAUUUCUUAAUAAAUGGAGUGGAAGCUG
Messenger RNA from Malaclemys terrapin pileata, 2472 nucleotides. RefSeq names its product protein HEG-like. Gene Ontology annotation, molecular function: calcium ion binding. The record is from RefSeq and is a predicted model, not a curated record. Bases 916 to 2085 code for a protein of 389 amino acids. NCBI's taxonomy places the organism in Eukaryota, Metazoa, Chordata, Testudines, Emydidae. The transcript is spliced from 11 exons.